AUGACUGAAUUAGGUUAAUUUAAAACAGGUCCUGAUGGCAGACCUAGAUUUUUAGAUUCUAAUGACAAUUCAUACGAGCAGAAUGAUAUUACUGGGAAUAGAAGCUAUCGUGAAGAAAAUAACUAUAACCAUCAAUAGGCUAAUUAGGGAAUAAGACCCGAAGAUUUAGAAUUAAUGGAAAUGGAAUAAUCAUAAGACGAAAUUAGCGUGUAAGAAUCACAUAAAAAAGGUCUUAUGAAUUCGUACGCAAUAGGUUUUGAGAGAAAACUUAUUUAGUUGCAAAAUUAACAAUUGAAAACAAGCAAAAUUAAUUCUAACUAUAACAUUUUCGACAAUGCAAAUGGAUAAUAGUAAAUGGACCAAAUGCAAGAUUAAAUAUAGCAGACAUAGAAUUUAAAUCUUCAAUCAAAUAUUAAUAAUCGUGCAGAUUUCAUCAAAAUUUCAACUCUCGAUGAAAAGGCAAAAAUCUACUCUCCCAACAAAGGACUUGCUCAUUAUGAGAAGAAAGGUCCCGAAGUUUAAUUCAGACUAGACGAAGGUCGUCCUGUUAAAUUUUUCUAGUCAAAUUAAUACUUAGAAUAUGAAAUAUCAGACGAAGCUAUUGAAGUUAUUUCAAACUGCUCGGGUCAUGUUACUUUUGUCUCUAUUACCGGAUUGAAAAAAACUGGAAAGACAUUUUUGAUGAACUAAAUAAUAGAAGCUUCAAAUAAUCCUAAUUAUCAAAAACUUAGACAAGAAGAAGGAGUUAUUAUAUGGUCAUAGCCCCUUUAUAAUACUUUAAACAGUUCAUGGAUAUUUUUCAUAGAUACAUGUUUAGACCUUGAAAGACGUGACUAGCUCGAGCUAUAUUAUAUUACUAUGCUCAUUUCAAGUGCUUCUAUUAAUAAUACAGUUGGAUAAUUGAAAGAAGAGUCACUGCUCUGCUUCAAUCCUCUUCUCAAAAUAAGAGAUAUUAUUAAAAUGGAAAAUGAACAUGAAGUUUCAACUGCAAUCAACUUUUUCCCAUCAAUGAUUCUUACUCUUAGAGAUUUUUCGUUUAAUUAAUUAAAAUAAUAAUCAUCUUAACUAAAAUAUUUUGAUGACUUUUUAUUUGAUGAAAUCACUUAUUUAAAGGCAACAAAGGAAUAAAAAAAAACUAGACAAAGAAUUUUAAAAUACUUCAAAUCAAGAAAAUUGAUAGCUGUAAAUUAUCCUGUUGAUGAUUAAUAAAUGAUAAGCUAACUUGAAAAUUUGGAACAAGAACAGCUUAAUGAAGAGUUUGUUAGAGAUUUAUAUUUCUUAAGAAAGACACUCCUUAGUAGUACUAAUGUCAAAGAAUAUAAUGGUGUCUUUUUUAAUGCUACUAUGUUUUUGUCAUUCAUAAACAGCUUCUUGGAAGAUAUUAAAGACAAGAAAAAACUUGAUAUUCAAAAGGCUUUUAGUGUCUUACUUGACAACGAAUUUAUUCAUGAAUAUAAUUAAUGUGUUGAGUUGUACUUCUAAAUUCUAGGAGAAUAAUUUUAAGACAUUGAAUUUAAAUCUAUCGAAGAACUUUAGCGUUCUUUACUUAUAGCUAGAGAAAAUGCAACUGAAAGAUUCUACAACUUAAGAGCCCAUGAUUCACCUGAAGCAGAGGAGAAGUUUGAUAAACAUUAUAGAUAAUUACUUGAAGUUAUAUAGGAGAAAGAAAGAAAACUUAUACAAGUUAAUAGCGAUGUUUCUGGAGAAAUGAUGGAUUAAACUGUCUAAGAAUUUAAUCAAAAAAUAAUGUAAAACCCUAAAUCUAAUUAGAAAUUCAGCACUAAUGAUGUUAAGGAAAUAGAAAAAAAAUUCACAGAACAAUUAUAAUUUUUCAAUACAAAAUUGCUUGGUUAAGGUGAAUAAUACAAGUUAGUAGGAAAAAUAGCAGGUAUAAUACAAAAUGCUUUAAUUGACUCUGUCAACAAAGAAAUUUAGGAAUUAGAAAUAAUGCACAAAAAUGAUAUUGAUAAAGAAAAUAAAGAAAUACAAAGAAUCAAAGAUUUAAUUUCGAAAGGAGAAAAAGAAACUAAUGAGCAUAUUUAGAAUAUUAAUAAAAUAAGCACAGAUAUAAAUGAAAUAACCAACAACAUUAAAAAAAUACAAUCCCAAAAGAUUCCAGCACUUGAAAAGGAAAUACAAACAAUAGUUAAAUAAAAAGAAGCACUCAAAAUUGAAUGUGAUGCUAAUAAAAAAAAGGCUUCUACCAAGUGUGGCUGCUUAAAAAACGAUUUAACAAAAUACGAAAUCAAACCUCCUAACACCUUACCUUCAUAAGGUUAAUAAUAACCCCGUUGA
Tetrahymena thermophila SB210 is the source of this 2295-nucleotide messenger RNA. Its product is annotated as amine-terminal domain guanylate-binding protein. Gene Ontology annotation, molecular function: GTPase activity; GTP binding. NCBI's taxonomy places the organism in Eukaryota, Ciliophora, Oligohymenophorea, Hymenostomatida, Tetrahymenidae. The record is from RefSeq and is a predicted model, not a curated record. The transcript is spliced from 8 exons.